Messenger RNA from Rhipicephalus microplus (southern cattle tick), 2713 nucleotides. Its product is annotated as retinol dehydrogenase 7. Gene Ontology annotation, molecular function: oxidoreductase activity. Gene Ontology annotation, biological process: steroid metabolic process. NCBI's taxonomy places the organism in Eukaryota, Metazoa, Arthropoda, Arachnida, Ixodida, Ixodidae. Gene Ontology annotation, cellular component: intracellular membrane-bounded organelle. The record is from RefSeq and is a predicted model, not a curated record.
UGAGGUAGCGAUCGCGAAGGAAUUGUUGCCAACAGCGCGAUUGCGUGGUACGUGCAGGCAGCGUGUCCUCGUAAGAUGCGGCAACCGUCGUCGCCGUCUAGCAACGCACGGGCAGUUUGAAAUGCCUUCGGACGCCGCUGCUCCAAGAAAAGGUGUCGUAAUACGCUCCCGACAGGCAGGCGGCUUUGCAGCGGACAGUUCCUGAAAGCACGAGGAUCAAGUUGGGUGAAGUGCGGCCACACCUCGAGGAAACUUUGAAAAGCAUCGUCCACCAUGAGGGUCUCCUGGAUACUCUUCGUCUCCCUAACUGCCGUGAUGUGGUACCUGUGGCCGCGACUUCCUCUGCUUCCGGGCGUGGCCCAUGCACUCGGUUCUCUGUUUGUGAUGGCGUGGGCGAGUUACUUUCUCGCAAAAUUCACCUGGGGAGUCGCUCGCGUCAGCCUGGUGAGUGGACACGGGAAAGCUGUGCUCAUUACAGGCUGUGACACAGGCUUCGGACACAUGCUGGCUAAGUACCUGGCCAGGGACGGCUUCCUCGUCUUCGCCGGGUGCCUCGACGUCAACGGCGAAGGCGCCAUGUCACUCAGGAGGCAGGCGAACGUCAAGGUCCUGCAGAUGGACGUCACGAAGGACGUCGAGGUUGACGAGACGCACCGCGUCAUCAAAGAGGAGCUCGGAAGUCGAAAGCUCUGGGCUGUGGUGUGCAACGCGGCCAUAAUGAAUAACGGCCUUAUUGAGUGGUUGACGAUGGCAAGCAUCACUCGAAUCUUCGACGUCAAUGUCUUCGGCGUGGUCAGGGUGGUGAAAAGGUUCCUGCCCAUGCUUAAAGAGACCCAUGGACGAGUCGUCAUCGUCACCAGCAACCUUUCCCACUUCACUUUACCAUUUACUACACCAUACGCAAUGACUAAGCACGCGGUUCAGUCUUUGGUCGAUGGUUUGAGAAGAGAGUGCCACGGCAAGGGAGUCGACAUUGUAGCAGUCGAGCCACUGACGUACAGGUCUAAGGUUACGGACGCCGUAGGCUGCCUCAGCGCCGUCGAAAGGAAUUCAAGAGCCAGCCCGCCGAAGUUACGGCCGGCUUCAACGCUCAAGAACUGCACGAUUGGACACGCUCAAUGAAGGCCCUAUACGACUGGAGGAUCAAGGACGACAUUGAAGACAUGGUCGACCAAAUGGUCCUGGCUGUCAGGGAGACGGAUCCCAAGACUCGAUACACAACAAUGGCCAUCUUCGACUACGCUUGGGUCACGUGCCUCAGGAUGCUACCGGAUGAGGCGGUGGAUCUUAUUUUACUGUGGUCGAGACGACUGGCGCUGUGGAGAAAAAAGUGAGCGCGCCAACAUUUUAGGUCUGCUACGGCAGAUAUCACAGGGUGUCGUCUAUUGGUGGCGCUUGCGUCGACAUACUGAACAACCUUGAGGAACUGGUCAUUUUAAUGAGUGUGUCCUCUGGACAGAUGGAACUCCUCGGUAUUGCUGAAGUUCUGAAGUUGUUUUCGCACAAUCUGCCACCUCGAGUUCAUGGCUUCAACGAUACAACUUGUUGACAUUGCCUGCUCAUGCGAAGCAAAUGCGGGCUAAACUAACGCAUAUGUCUGCAAAUUUUCGUCGUCGAACGAGAAAGGCGCUGCAGAGAAUUACGGAAGUUCUCAAGAUGUCAACUUUCACUACGUAUUGUGAGCAGUCUUUGGAGGUAUCAUGCGAAGAGAGUGUAUUUAAGGUCAAAUAAGCAUGGUGCAUACCUGAUGACACAUACUCUUCGUCCCAAGCUUCCAUGAAAAAUGUGCUCGGAUUCACACAUGUUUGCCGUAAAUAUGUAUUCGAAAACUAUGAGUUAUGAAACACACAUUCACGGUAUACAGCACUGUGUAUCUACUGCGUGCCUCUCCCCGUCCUCCUCAGUGUCGGUGAAGCUCACUUUCUUAAACCAACAAGCUCACGUGGACUCUCUGCCGGAAUUAUGAGAAUAUUAAUAUAAAGUACUCCUGAACCAAUUUUUAGGUGCACGUUGAAGAAUAUCCCAGCGUCCAACGUAAUUGAACGUUGACCCACGCCGACCUCUCAGUAAGUACGUUUUAGCUGUAGUUAGAGGUGGUCAAUAAGCCCCUAAAUUGGAAUUACUAACAAAGCUCAUAAUAGCAAAAAUCUGACGUGGAAGAUUUGAUGCGCAAGAAUGAUCACAUUGUCAGAAUUUCUGUGUCAGCUUAAAAGCCACGUACUUCUACACUACUGUUUCAGUGUCAAGCCAUUCUCUUUUGAGUUGUUAAUUUAUCAUAAACUGGCCCGUUCCGUACGAGGUCUGCAAGUGAAGUAAAAAAAAAACAAACAGACGCAACUGUUUGUAUAAGAUCGCUGCUCCAUCUUUUGUCCUCUUCUGUUUCUGAGCUACACUACGAGCCAGUUUUUCUUGCCAAGGAUUUGCCGAAGCUCGCCUGCAGAUUGUGUCCGUGUCCACUUUAAUGAGAAAUGUGCUCCUCAAGUUUAUCUCUGACUUGUGCUUUCACUUUAUCAUAAGCUGAAACUUUCGCGUGAAGGCAGAUAGCGAAUCACUGACGUCACGGGGGAGAGUGGUCUCGAAGAAGAUGUAAGGUGUGUCUCGGCCAACCGGGGAUCGAUACAAGUCCUUCGGAUAAGUUUCUCGGACGGCCUUCUCGAUGACGUCGACGCCUUCUUCGGGGUCUUCUCUAAUAAAAGCAUCGAAGGCUCUCUGA